AUGUCACUGGCAACACUGCAGAACAGAAUCAAUUUUAUGAGACCACAAAUGUUCAUCAGGAGAAGAAAACUGGUUAUGAGAGUAAACCUCCAGAGCUGGAGCUGGAGCAGCAGCUAACUUCCUACCCAGUUGAAGUAAAGCCUGGGAUAAAGAAGGAAGACUCCUUUGCCGGUUUCCCCCCUUCUAAUCCCUCACAGCCUCACCUGUCAAAUAGACAUCAUUACCAGAGUCGGAAAAGGCCUUUUGAAGACAACCGGGGACGUGGUUACUAUGAACACCGAGAGGAUAAAAGGGGUCGAUCACCUCAGCCGCCCGCUGAAGAGGAUGAGGAAGAAUUUGAUGACACUCUUGUUGCCAUUGACACAUAUAAUUGCGAUCUUCACUUCAAAGUAGCCCGGGACCGAAGUAGUGGCUACCCACUCACCAUUGAGGGAUUUGCAUAUCUGUGGUCUGGUGCCAGAGCCAGUUAUGGGGUCAGGAGGGGCCGAGUGUGCUUUGAGAUGAAGAUCAAUGAAGAAAUCUCUGUGAAGCACCUCCCUUCCACAGAGCCUGAUCCCCAUGUUGUGCGAAUCGGCUGGUCGUUGGAUUCUUGCAGCACCCAGCUAGGUGAGGAGGCUUUUUCUUAUGGUUACGGGGGCACUGGAAAAAAAUCUACCAACAGCCGAUUUGAAAACUAUGGGGACACAUUUGCUGAAAAUGAUGUAAUUGGCUGUUUUGCGGAUUUUGAAUGUGGCCAUGAAAUAGAGCUUUCUUUCACCAAGAAUGGAAAGUGGCUAGGCAUAGCCUACCGCAUCCAGAAAGAUGCCCUGGGGGGCCAGGCACUCUAUCCCCAUGUCCUCGUGAAGAACUGUGCUGUGGAGUUCAACUUUGGCCAGAGGAGAGAGCCGUACUGCUCCAUCAUCCCAGGGUUUACAUUCAUUCAGCACGUGCCUGUGGGGGAACGUAUUCGGGGGACUAUUGGACCAAAGAGCAAAGCAGACUGCGAGAUUCUCAUGAUGGUUGGCUUGCCAGCAGCUGGCAAAACCACGUGGGCUGUCAAACACGCCGCUGCCAACCCCACCAAGAAGUACAACAUCCUAGGUACCAACGCGAUCAUGGACAAAAUGCGGGUGAUGGGCCUCCGCCGACAGCGCAACUAUGCUGGCCGAUGGGAUGUCCUCAUCCAGCAAGCCACUCAGUGUCUGAACCGCCUCAUUCAGAUUGCUGCCCGCAAGAAACGCAACUACAUCUUGGAUCAGACAAAUGUUUAUGGAUCAGCCCAGAGACGAAAAAUGCGUCCUUUUGAAGGUUUCCAACGCAAGGCUAUUGUCAUUUGUCCCACGGAUGAGGACCUGAAAGAUCGAACGAUAAGACGCACGGAUGAAGAGGGGAAGGACGUGCCUGAUCAUGCUGUGUUAGAAAUGAAAGCUAACUUCACGCUGCCCAAUGUCGGGGACUUUCUGGAUGAAGUACUUUUCAUCGAACUCCAGCGGGAGGAGGCCGACAAGCUGGUGAGACAGUACAAUGAAGAAGGCAGGAAGGCCGGACCUCCUCCAGAGAAACGCUUUGACAGUCGUGGGGGCAGCAACUCAGGAGGCUUCCGGGGCCGGGGGGGCACUGGGGGCUUCCAGCGAUAUGACAACCGAGGACCACCUGGGGGCAAUCGAGGGGGCUUCCAGAACCGAGGGGGCAGCAACAGCGGCGGUGGUGGCGGUAGCGUUGGCGGCGGCAGCUACCGUGGAGGUUUCAACCGAGGUGGGGGUGGAAGCAAUAACAGCGGCGGGGGCUACACUCAGAACCGCUGGGGCAGCAAUAAUCGGGACAACAGCUCCAACAGCCGAGGUGGCUACACACGGCCCCCUCAGCCCCAGAAUUACCCCCCCGCCAGGAGCCAGCCCCCCAGCAGCGGCGGCACCAGCAGCACCAGUGUCACCAGCUACAAAAGCAGCAACAUCCCCACCUCGGUGGCCAGCAGCGGCAGCAGCAACCCUCCCGUCAGCAGCUACAGCCCCCCCCAGCAAACCUAUACCCCAACCUAUAAUCAGGGAGGGUACACCCAACCAGCUUACACCGCGCCUCCACCUCCACCACCACCACCCCCUCCCACCUACAACUAUGGGAGCUACACCGCCUACACCCCUCCCUACACUACCCCCCCGCCACCCCCUACCGGGCAGACCUACAAUCAACAGAACUACAACCAGUAUCAACAGUAUGCCCAGCAGUGGAACCAGUACUACCAGGGCCAGUGGCCACCAUACUAUGGCAACUAUGACUACGGAAGCUAUUCGGGGAACACACAGGGGGGCUCGAGUACGCAGUAGCAGGGGCUGCCCCAGAGGCAGAGACCAUGCCCUCCGGCCUGGGCCCAAGGGCAGCUGCUGCCUUGCCUGGCUGUGUCCGUCUGUCCGUCCGUCUGUCCGUCCAUCCAUCCUCAGCUCCUGCCUUUCUUGCCCAUCCUCCCAUUGAGAAGGCGCGUGAUUCCUCCGUCCUCUCCCACUCUUUUUCCAGUUCCACAAUGCAGCAAAAAAAGAAAGAACCCUCUUUGCUUUUUAUUCUUUUUUUUUCUUUUUGGAACACCAACCCUGUGCUGCCGCCCCUGCUUCUCCCCCUCAGGGGCCUCCAGUGGAAAGCACUCAGUAGCUCCAGGGGCCAGAGGAGAGCCUAGAGUAGCCGCAGCCGCUGCCCUUGAUUUCUCCUCCUCCCCCUCAGCUUUCCAGGCCUUCUUGAAACCAACCCCUGCUGGAGAUGUUUUAUUGUCUGAGACUUUGCAGAAAAAAACAAAAAACAAAAAAAAAAAAAGAAAAAAGAUGGAGGGAGGAAGAGGCAAGCCAGAUGUUUUAUGGUAAUUAUGCUGUUUUUUAAUUUUUAGAAUUUAUGUCAGUUUUUACUGUGGGACGGCUGUUAAUAUUUCAUCAAGGUAACAAUUUCUUUGCUGAGUUCAGGUGACUGAGGAAGAGCACGCAUCCACUUGGGAAGUGAAACCACAAAAUCAUCUUUAACCUAACUUUUUAUACAAUGUCUAAGUUCCCGUAACUUUGCACACACGCUUCUGUGUUGAGUUGAAUUGUAACUGCUUUUUGUAUUUGGAGAGAGUGACUAUUGAACUUUAAAACUUUUAUUCUA
Trichosurus vulpecula (common brushtail) is the source of this 3105-nucleotide messenger RNA. It is a transcript of the gene HNRNPUL1, whose product is annotated as heterogeneous nuclear ribonucleoprotein U like 1. NCBI's taxonomy places the organism in Eukaryota, Metazoa, Chordata, Mammalia, Diprotodontia, Phalangeridae. Gene Ontology annotation, molecular function: protein binding. The record is from RefSeq and is a predicted model, not a curated record.